Messenger RNA from Schistosoma bovis, 3846 nucleotides. NCBI's taxonomy places the organism in Eukaryota, Metazoa, Platyhelminthes, Trematoda, Strigeidida, Schistosomatidae. The record is from the annotation of a GenBank genome assembly.
AGCCUGUUAAGCGAAAGCUUCUUUUAUUUCAUCCAGAACCAUUUGAAACCAUUUGGCACCAUUUGUGUAAACUUAUAUAUCACGCGACAUUUCGACUUGUACGUUACGUUCUUAAUGAAUUUAGAGCUUCUAGAAGCGUUUCAUCAGAACUAUCCAGAGGCUGCAGAUGGUUACCUAGAACGGAUUAAAAAAGAUGAUGGAAGUAAAGACGCUGGCUGCGCCACUUAUGCAAUAACAUUGCAGUUCAAUAGAGUUGGAAGUCUCUUAGCUAUUGGGUGCAAUGAUGGAAGAAUAGAAAUUUGGGACCAUGUCACAAGACGUAUCUCCAAAGUGCUGGUAGCACAUGCACACCCAGUUUGUUCCCUAAGUUGGAGUAGAGACAGCAAAAAGCUUCUUAGUGCUUCGACUGACAAUACAGUCUCUAUUUGGAAUGUACUAUCGAGUGCUUGUGAGCAAACAUUUCAAUUUCCUUGUCCUGUGAUGAAGGUUCAAUUCAAUGCAAGGAAACCAGAUCAACUACUUGUUUGUCCGAUGCGACAUGCCCCAGUAGUUAUCAGUGUUCCAAGUGGUGCCCCAACUAUUAUACAACCAGAAGAUGAAAAUGACCUUAGUAUUGUUGCAUCAUAUGAUCGUCGUGGUCGUUAUAUCUAUACUGGAAACUCAAAAGGCAAAGUUUGUAUAUAUGAAACGAAAGAUUUCCAGUUGAUCAGCUCAUUUAAAUCAACGUCAGCAGCGAAUGCUGCCAUUAAAUCGAUAGAAUUUGCUAGACGUGGGGAAUAUUUCCUACUUAAUUGUGCUGAUCGAGUUAUUCGAGUGUAUAACUGUGAAGAUGCAUUAAACGCAAAUGUUACAGAUCCGGAGCCGAUAAAAAAAUUGAAGGAUCUUGUAACUGGGAGUCAUUGGAGAAAAUGUUGUUUCUCUGGCGAUGGUGAAUACAUUUGCGCUGGUUCAAUGAAACAACAUUCUAUUUAUUUAUGGGAACGUGCUAGUGGAACUUUAGUAAAAAUUUUACAUGGUCAAAAAGGUGAAACAUUAUUAGAUGUUGUUUGGCAUCCUUUACGACCAAUUAUUGUUUCUAUAUCGAAUUCAGUGACUAAAGAACAAGUAUCUAUAUGGGCCCAAACACAAGUGCAAAACUGGUCAGCUUUCGCUCCAGACUUUAAAGAGCUCGAUGAAAAUGUGGAAUAUGAAGAAAGAGAAUCGGAAUUCGAUGUUGAAGAUGAAGAUAAAAUGAUUGAAGAGAACAAAAACUCAAUCUCUUUGAAAUCACUGCAUACAAAAUGUUGUGAGUUGUCCUAUUGUUUUUACUUCCCCCCCCGCUCUAUCUAAUAUAUACAAUAAUGCUUUAUGCACUUUCCUACUCUUUAAGCAUUACUAUUGUUUCUAACUUAUUCACCUGUCUAACAUAAAGACUACAUAAUCACAUUACAGUUUUCCUUGGUUUUUUCGUUGUUGCUAUUGGUGUUUUAUUUUUAUUCAUUUGAAGUGAGAAUUUAAUAAAAACAAAAACUGAAUAGUUUUAUUUCUUGAUCACUUCCAUGAUCGAUCCAGCGAGAAGGUUUCAGUCUAUAACUUAGUUUAGAUUUUUCUUAAUCCUAUUUAGUGAUUGUUUUAAAGUUGAUUAACCUUUUUUUUUAUUUAGUUUUCUUGUGAAAUGACAAUCUUUAGAAAACUUUGUCAAGUAUAAGUUUAUCUAUUCAGUUUUAGGUCUGUAACAGUUUCAAAAUAUGAGAAAGUAGGUUUGACCUAGUGGUUUAACUGUUACACCACCUUUCCUUAUUAUGUAUUGUAAAGAUUUCUAUUUCUUUCAUGUUAAUACUUAGAAGCGAAUUCGAUUAAUCGCUUUUAUUUGAUCUCCAACGGAUACAUCGUAGUAGAUUACAUCUAUACUGGAGAUUAGAAAUAAAUCAGUCAGUAACAAUGUAGAACUUCGUGUGUACAUACAUCAGUUCCAGUUGCUAUACCAUAUUAGCACAGAGAUGCAAUUGUUGAUUUAAAUCCCAUAGUGGUAGAGGUAGCAAAAGUAUAAGCAGUAAUUGGAAAGAUUAAGGUUUGGAGAUGUUAUUCAAGGAGUAUAAUCUAGUGAAAUAACUCUGGAAGGAGAAAAGAAAGGGACAUGAAGAAUUUGGGAGAACACAAAGAGUGUAUGCACCUGUGCCAUUGCAAACGAUUUUGAGCCAUGUUAUUCAAGGUCUCUAACCAUCGGUUGCUAUCAUCUCGCGGUCCCCAACCGGGUAGUCUACAUCUGCCAACAUGGCUUAGUCCACCUUUCAGUGACUUCAUGGAUUUGUGCCACGUUCUGGUCCGGUCGCCCCUAGCUUUCUUCCAACCUACUCCUACACCAUAAAACAUCGCUCAUCGGAGCAGUCGGUGGUUUGGCAUACGUAACACAUGUCCCAGCCAUCUCAACUGAUGAAGUUUCACUAUUUCAUCAACUGACUUGCCAUCUUUAAUUAGAUCAGAAACGAAAUAAAAGAUGCGGACUUCAUUGUAUUUGACAUUAAUUAGAUGUAGGUAUCUAAUGUACUUAUCAUUUCAAACUCUAAAGGUCACUGAGUCAUGAUGAUUUUUGAAUAUAUUUGUGCUAUUGGUUUGCAUUAUUUACUAAUCUCUUAACUCCAUAACACUAUUUCUUAUCCACUUUAAAACAAUUUUGUGCAACUUAUUUUAACUUCUCAAUUGUCACACUUUAUAAAGAGAUAAGUUUCCUAACUUUUAGUAUUUUAACGUAUUGUGUUAUUUUCUUUUGUGUGUGUGUGUGUGACUUGUUUUUUUUGACAAUCAAUGUGUUGAACACAAAAUAAAUUGUAAUGCAUAAGGUGCAUUCCAUGGUUUAAUUAAUGUCAAUUUACAAAUAAAUUAGGUGUGACUAUAAUUUAUGGACGGAUCAAUCAGAUUUACGAUAAUAGGUCUUGGAUUUUGGCGCGAAAUUCACCCACACAUUUGGUCAAAUAGCGUCUUGGCAUUAUAGCUGAUGUCAAUUCGUAAUGAAAACCCUGAAUGUGAUUCCUAACCCUAACUAUCAUCUGUAAAUCAUAAUCCUUAUUCUUCAAACUGUUUUAUAACCCUCAUUUAGCCCUAGUAAGUAGGUAGACACUCUCAAGGUCACUUUAGCGUCGCUCAUAAGUCGUCCAUAAAUGAUAUAAGUCAAUAAAAGUAUUUUAAUAAAUCUAGCUAAAAAAAAGAAAUUAGUGAUCAACCGACAAUUUGAGUGAAGCCUUUUUUAUUUUUACCUUAGAAUAAAGAUAUUUUCGUUUAUACUAUUACGAUAUGUUCUGAAACAAUGAAAAUGUAAAACUUCAGUAUUGAAGGUCUAAGAUACUGACUAUCUAGUCGAAUUUCAAACAUCUACUUCUUCACAAGUUUUCUUCUAGAAUUAAUCAAAACACUAUCGUUUCUUUGAUGCUAUAGUUUACUCAAAUCAACUUGAAGCUAUUAUAGAGGUAACUGCCGAUUCCAAGCCUGGAUAGAGGAGUUUUAUGCAUAGGAUUAACAACUUUAUCCAAUGAAAAGGCUUUUUUUUAAAUAAGAAAAACAUGUAAAGUUCCGAUUCAGAACGAGAAUCGAGUGGAGAUAAUGUAUAUAUUCCGAAAUACCCAACACACUAAAAUAUACAGUGAAGGACACACAAAAGGGUGUGUAUGAAAUUUAUCAGAAAAGCUUUUAGUGAGCUCUCUUUACGAACAAUUAAUACUGAUUGGUUGAAAAUGAACCAAUUAGUGUAUCCUACUUUGAGCUUAGGUUCAACCUGCGUUGUUAGUAUUCUAUCGCACUGACACUAAUGACAGACUAUCAGUGUUCUUGAAGAUCUAGUAACUUUCAAAAACGGUGACAAAUUUGUAUUAA